Messenger RNA from Zingiber officinale, 2661 nucleotides. RefSeq names its product protein FAR1-RELATED SEQUENCE 6-like. Bases 1 to 2661 code for a protein of 886 amino acids. The transcript is spliced from 6 exons. NCBI's taxonomy places the organism in Eukaryota, Viridiplantae, Streptophyta, Magnoliopsida, Zingiberales, Zingiberaceae. Gene Ontology annotation, molecular function: zinc ion binding; protein binding. The record is from RefSeq and is a predicted model, not a curated record. Gene Ontology annotation, biological process: regulation of DNA-templated transcription.
AUGGUAAUUGGUAAAGGUGGAGGCGUCAAUAGUGAUGGGGCUUCGACUAAGCUCUGCUUGCUAGCAGACAAGGACCUCACUGUGCCAUCCAAACGAGUAACUCCGACAAACCAAUGUGUUGGAUAUGCUGUCCAGUUGUGCUGCGUGAGAGGUGAAGAAAGUGUCAUGGAAGCAGAAAAAAUUGAUUUAAUUGAGAUAAAGGAUAACAAUGACCUUACGGACCAAGACUCAUCUCCAUCUAGUGUAAAUGAAGUCAAGAUUCCUGAGAUUGGAAUGACAUUUUCAUGUGAAGAAGAAGUUCGUACUUUUUAUAAUUCUUAUGCUCAGAAUGUUGGUUUCGGUAUUUGCAAAUUAGGUGGUAGAAAUGGAGAUGAUGGAAAGCAAAAAUAUUUCUCUAUUGGAUGUGCCAAAAAUGGUGGGAAAGUAUCUCAAGCAAAAAAUAUUUUAUACCCUCGACCUUCUACUAAGACGAAUUGCAAAGCUAAGAUUAAUGUUGCUAUUCGAAAUGAUGGGAACUUUGUGAUAACUAGUCUAUGUCUUGAACAUAAUCAUAUCUUGAGUCCUGGAAAGUCACGACAUUUUAGAUGUAAUAAAGUAUUGGAUUCAGCUAUAAAGAGAAAAUUAGAGCUAAAUGAUCAAGCUGGAAUAACUUUAAGCAAAAGUUUUCAAUCAUUUGUAGUUGAGGCUGGAGGCUAUGAGAAUUUGACAUUUGAUGAGAGAAAGUGUAGGAAUUAUAUUUCAGAAGCUAGAAGGCUGAGGUUAGGGGAUGGAGAUGCUGAAGCUUUGAGUAAUUAUUUUUGUCGCAUGCAAAGUAGGAACUCAAACUUUUUUUAUGUGCUUGAUUUAGAUGGGGAAUCUCGAAUAAAAAAUAUUUUUUGGGCAGAUGCAAGAUGUAGAGCUGCGUAUGAGUACUUUUCUGAUGUUGUGACUUUUGAUACAACCUAUUUGACUAAUAGUUAUGACAUGCCAUUUGCUCCAUUUGUUGGGGUGAAUCAUCAUGGUCAAUCUAUUUUGCUGGGAUGUGGAUUAUUAUCAAGCGAAGACUCAGCAACUUUUAUAUGGUUGUUCAAAUCUUGGUUGACAUGUAUGCUCGGACAUGCUCCAAAGGCUAUAAUCACAGACCAAUGUCGUGCCAUGACAAUUGCAAUUGAAGAGGUAUUUCCGAAUUCGCAUCAUCGUCUGUGUCUUUGGCAUAUCAUGAAAAAAAUUCCAGCAAAAUUUGGUGGUCAUGCUCAAUACAAAAUGAUAAAGAAACAAUUGAAGAACAUUGUCUAUAACUCACUUACAAUUGAUGAGUGUGAUGAGAAUUGGUUGAAAAUGAUUGAGGAGUUUAAUUUGGAAAAUAAUGAUUGGUUGAAAUCUUUGCAUGAAGAACGACAUAGAUGGAUACCUGUAUACGUUAAAGAUAACUUUUGGGCAGGUAUGCCCACAUCUCAAAGAAGUGAAAGUAUGAAUGCAUUUUUUGAUGACUACGUCCAUUCUAAAACAUCUUUGAAGCAAUUUGUUGAGCAAUAUGAUAAUGCUUUGAAGAAGAAGAUUGAGAAUGAAAAACAUUUGGAUUUUGUUUCUUUUAAUUCUACCAUGCCACUUAUUCUUGGUCAUCCUAUUGAAAGACAAUUUCAAAAUGCAUACACUAACAACUUAUUUAAGUUGUUCCAAGAUGAAAUAAGAGGAUUGAUGUUUUGCGAUGCCUCAUUAUUGAAGGAAGAAGGGACAACUUUAAUAUUUGAAGUAGUAGAAACUAUUUUGGGAAAAAAUGGAGAACCCGUAAGGGAAGUUUCCUUUAGGGUACAUUAUACGGAGUUAGAUUGCAAAUUGAAAUGUAUGUGCCGUCUAUUUGAGUUUCGGGGAAUUUUAUGUAGGCAUGUGAUCAAAGUGUUGAUAAGAAUGAAGGUGACUGAGGUUCCUAUGAAUUAUAUUAUGGACCGAUGGCGCAAAGAUAUUAAGCGUGGGUAUCAAAGUAUCAGUAACAUCUAUGAUGAUUUUGUUUGUGAUGGAGAAAGACAUCGAUAUAAUAUUCUCACUCCAUUGAUACAAGAGAUUCAACAACUUGGUGCAAAAAAUGAUGACAAUUGUUCUAUGUUGGUGGAAAUCUUGAAAGACACGAAGGAAAAACUAAUUGUUAAUGGGCUUGAGCAUUCAAGGGUUGAACAACUGCAAGGAGUAUCUACAUCUGAUUCAAAAGCAAUACACUCUCCAUUAAAAGUAAGAUCUCGAGGUCGUCCACCCACAAAGAGGAAACAAUCUAAGAUUGAACAAAUUGUGAAGAAAUCAGUUGCAAAGGCCCGAAAAGAAGCAAUAAAGAUUGGAAAGUCGAAGGUGGAAGACCCAUGGAAAAGUGCAGGUCCCACUGGGGAAGUUGAAUCCACCCAACUAGUUGCUAGCGAGGACAUAGUUUCCAAACUUGCUGCUAUCGGCUUCAAUUACCUCCAUUGUCAAAAGGCUGCCAUAAACACUGCUAAUGCUGGAGUUGAGGAAGCAAUGACAUGGUUACUUUCUCACAUGGAUGAUCCAGAUAUAGAUGAGCCUAUUUCACAUAACUCUCAUGCAAUGGAUCUUCAAUCUCUUGAUGAGACAAGUGUUGAAACUUUUUUUUCAUUUGGCUUCCAUGAAGAGGUUGCUAGAAAGGCAUUAAAGCACUACAAGAAAACUGAUAUUUAG